AUGAAAAUUACACUUGAAAAUGAAAUAAGGUUAAAAAAUAUGCUUAGACAAAAAGAUAAAGAACAAGAAUCUUUGAUUCUUACAGAAGAAAUAGAAUCUAAAGAAAAAAAGAUGCUUUCACAUAUUUCAAAAGAUUACUUAAAUAUUAUUGAAAGAUGUAAUGAUUUAAAAAAUGUAAAAAAUAAAAUACCUUUAAUAAUUGACACUAACGAUGAGAUAAUAUUGAAAUACAGAGAAAUAUCUUUACAGAUAUUAGAAAUUGAGAAAGAAAUAAAAGACCAUAAAAAUCUUAAUAGUCUAAUCUGUAAAUUAUUAGAUGAAUUGUGUUUACUAAGAUCAUUUUAUGAAUUAAUUUGUGAAAAUUUAACAAAUUUGGAUAAAUUGUAUUUUUAUAAAUUAGCAAAAAAUGCAAAACAAAUAAAAUUACUUCUAGAACAUUUUAAAGAUUACAGAUCUUAUGAAAAUCUUAAUGAGAUUGCAACAAAUUACUUAAAAAAAGUAGAAUUAGAAACUUUUAAAUUUAUAACUGAAUACAAAAAUCAAGUAACACAAAAUUUUAGUACGUUAGGAAAAAAAAUUUGUGAAAUUGUCAAUAACAUGUCAAAAGGAAAACAUAGAAUAAUUUUUAAUGACUUAUUUGCACUACGAAAUGCUUUUAUUACACCAAAAUUUUUAGAUAUUAUUUACAUAAGAAGACAAUUAGAUUCUAUUGAUGAGUUCAUUGAUACUUUUAAUUUAGAAAGAAAAUCUUUAAUUUUAAGAAUUAAAAAAGAUGAUCAAUUUAUGUACUGCAUGAUUUCAGAAAUUGUAAAUAGUUAUUUUCUUGUUAUUUUUAAUAAAAACUUUUUUGAUUAUUACGAUAUUAUACUAGAAAAUAUUAAUGAUUAUUUUAUGAAUAAUGUAAGAGAUAUAUUUAAGUACAAAGAUAUAUUAGUUUAUAUUAAAAUGCUUAUGGAAAUUUUAAACAUAGACAGUGAAAAAUUUAAUGAGACUAUUGGAAGAAUUGCUAUAGAAUAUUUUAGUAAAUCGAAUUUAAAUGAUAAUUUAAAUAAUAGAUUGAUGUUUAGAAAAGAAAUUGAAAAAUUUAUUGACGAAAGUUGUACAUUUAUAGCCAAGUUUAAUAAUAAUGAAGUGGAUGAGAUAUUUAUUAAUAGAUUAGAUUUAUACCUAAAAGACUACAUUAUGUCUUCUACUGCAGAAACUGUUUUAGAAGAUGAAGUUAUCUUAAAAAAUGUACAUGAAAAAAUUAGCAAAAAAUUCCCUGAUAUUAAUUUAAGGUCGGAAAACAUUAUAAAUGAAAAAAUUGAAAGUCUAAAGUUUGAGAUUGUAAAACAAAAAAUGACUGAAAUAGAUUUGAUUUUUAAAAAUUCUAAAAAUUUUAAUAUAGAAUUACAAAAUUAUGUUACAAGUCAUAAACAAUUAUUGAACGAAUUAUAUGGAAUAAUAAAAAUUAAGUUUAUUGAACUUAUUAAUGAUAAUAAAGAUGCACCUAUUAAUAUUAAAAGAGAGUUGGCUGGUAAAACUACAUGUUGGUAUAAAUAUCUUUUAUCAGUAAGUAAACAUUUAUCAGAAGAUUUUAAAAAUGUAAACGAAGAAGCUAACAAAUUUUAA
Messenger RNA from Vairimorpha ceranae, 1611 nucleotides. RefSeq lists its product as hypothetical. Lineage: Eukaryota; Fungi; Microsporidia; Nosematidae. The coding region runs from base 1 to 1611 and encodes 536 amino acids. The transcript has a single exon. The record is from RefSeq and is a predicted model, not a curated record.